Vicia faba (fava bean) is the source of this 420-nucleotide messenger RNA. The record is from the annotation of a GenBank genome assembly. Lineage: Eukaryota; Viridiplantae; Streptophyta; Magnoliopsida; Fabales; Fabaceae.
AUGAAGGGCUAUUAUUUGUUCAGAAAAGAAAGGUUUUAUGACCUUGGAAUAAUGAACCUCACAAACCAAUGGGAUCGCCAGAAAGUGUACGAGGCAUUUAACCAAAUGAAGCACUCUCCAAGGCUACAUACAUGGCUGUUGUUGAACGACAUUGGCUUUGCAAGAAGCAGGGUGUUUUGCUGUUGUUCUAGAAUUGGACAGGUGCUUGUUUACCAUGAUCUUCUUGGUAUGUUACAACACCCUCACCAUGCAAAGGUUACUCCAAAGUUUUCUAAACAUUACGCUCGUUUCGGAGACGUCAUCAAUAAAGCCUUACUCGAGUAUAAGGAAGAUGUGACGAAUGGUUCAUUUGCUGAUGCUAAACAUAGUCCUUACAAAAUCAGUGAAACUGAUGCUAAUGGUUUCUUAAAUGAGCUGUAA